Messenger RNA from Malassezia japonica, 1731 nucleotides. RefSeq lists its product as uncharacterized. NCBI's taxonomy places the organism in Eukaryota, Fungi, Basidiomycota, Malasseziomycetes, Malasseziales, Malasseziaceae. Gene Ontology annotation, molecular function: actin binding; small GTPase binding. The transcript has a single exon. Gene Ontology annotation, biological process: actin cytoskeleton organization. The coding region runs from base 1 to 1731 and encodes 576 amino acids. The record is from RefSeq and is a predicted model, not a curated record.
AUGGACCAGGAGAACGUGCCGCUGACGCCCCAGGUGCGCAAGCGGGGCGCGCGCGAGAGCGCGGCGCCGAAGCGCGUUGCACGCACGUACACCGCGGCGAAGCGGGGCAUCCCGUUUGCGCCGGUCAACCGCUCGCUCGAGAGCCAGAUGGAGAGCCUCUCGGUGCGGCCCAAGAAGCGCUCCUUUUUCCGCGUCGUGCCGCGGGCGCGCCGCGAGGCGCCGCAGCGCAGGCUCACGCCGGUCGCGGGCGUGCAGCAGCUGCGUGCGGCACCGGCGGCGCGCCUCCCGGUCGAGCUCGUGCGCCAGGUGCGCGCGGCGCUCGCGACCGAGAGCGACUCGUGGGUCGCUCAGUACGUAGCGGCGGGCGGCUACGAGGCGCUGCACGACCGCCUCUCGGAGAUCCUUGGCAUGGAGUGGCGCGAGGAGCAGCACGACGACCAGCUCCUGCACGAGCUCCUGCGCUGCCUCGCCGCGCUCGGAACGCUCCCGGCGGGGACCGAGGCGAUGCAAAAGAGCGCUCCGCGGCCGUUCCAGGAGCUGGCGCAGCUGCUCUACUCCAAGAAACGGCCCGCGGACCUCGACGCACGCCGCCUGAUUGUAAAGCUCUUGCUCCUCGGCACCGGCCUCGCGAUGCCGCAGCCAAACGUGGACCACGCGCCGAGCGUCGCCAAGGCGGGGCAUGCGCCGAGCGGCGUCGUGUACGUGCUCUCGCUCUUGCACGCGGCGCGGCCGGAUACAUCGCGCGUCGCGUUCCUCCCGCAAAAGGUGCGGCCCAUGCGCCCGUUUGUCGCCGAGCUGCAGACGCUCUGCGCGGAAUUCUUUUGGAUCUUUUGCCACGACCACAACACGAUUGAAGAGUACGACGCAAUCGACGUCCAGGCCGCGACUCGCCCACGCGUGCCGAGCGGCAUGACGGGGUCCGUCGAGUCGGAAGCGAUGGCGUACGUCACGAUGCACCUGCGCCUCGUGAGCACGAUCCUCGAGGCACUCCCGGACGACGCACGCACUCAGCUCUGCGCCGACCUCGAAGAGGGGGGGAUGAACGACGUGGUGCACAUGCUGCGCAAGGCCUCGACCGAGUACUAUCCCGCACUGCACGUCGAGCUCGCACGGCUCGUCGCACGCAUGCGCGGCCCGGCCGCCGCCGCCCCGAGCGCACACCGCGCUUGUUCGCCCGCAUACGGCGCGCACCGCGCGCUCUCGCCCGAGUACGGCGCGUACCGCGCGCCGGAAACCAACGCGCUCGACGAGCUGCGCGCACUCUCGCCAGACAGUCUGUGCGGCCUCGGCCUCGGGCGCCCGCCGAACCCGCUCGACUCGCACCGCUCGAAAGCGCUGCCCGAUGCGCCGGGCCAGGCGCCGGGGCGCGCCGUCUCGGCGCUGGACGCCGAGUCGUCGAUGCGCGCGGUGUCUGCCUCGGACGCGGACACAUCGAUGCGCGCAGUGCCUGCGUCCGCAUCGCCGUUUGCCGACGCCGAGACAUCGAUGCGCGCCGUCUCGACGUCCGCGUCGCCUGCCCCACCCCCCAAGGCGUCGCCCGCGUCGCCGGUGCCCGUCCCCGCACUGCCGCUUUCUCCCACGCCCUCUGCGCCCCGCCCCGUCGCGCGCGUCCGCAUCACGUCCAUCACCUCGGAGCGCAGCACGUACACGCCUCCCCCCCCGACGCCCCCGUCGCCCGAGCCCGAGCCCGAGCCCGCGCUCGGGGGCCUGGCCCUGGCGCACCUGUUCUAG